GGCGCUCGGGUCAUCUGCAACAACAUCCCGGCUCUGGUCAACAAGCAGCGGCAGCUCUGCCAGCGCCACCCCGACAUCAUGCAGGCCAUCGGGGAGGGAACCAAGGACUGGAUCCGGGAGUGUCAGCACCAGUUCCGCCACCAUCGCUGGAACUGCACCACGCUGGAGCGAGACCACACCGUCUUCGGGCGGGUUCUACUGAGAAGCAGCCGUGAAGCGGCCUUCGUCUAUGCCAUCUCAUCGGCCGGGGUGGUGUAUGCACUGACGCGCGCCUGCAGCCAGGGGGAGCUGAAGACGUGCAACUGCGACCCACACAGGCGCGGCCGCUCCAGCGAUGGGCGAGGAGACUUCGACUGGGGGGGCUGCAGCGACAACAUCAACUACGGAAUCAAGUUUGCCAAAGCUUUCAUCGACGCCAAAGAGCGGACGGUGAGAGACGCGCGAGCGCUCAUGAACCUGCACAACAACCGCUGCGGCCGAACGGCUGUGAGGCGCUUCAUGAAGCUGGAGUGUAAGUGUCACGGCGUCAGCGGCUCUUGCACACUGAGGACGUGCUGGAUGGCCAUGUCGGACUUCAGGAAGACCGGAGACUUCCUGAGGAGGAAGUACAACGGUGCCAUUGAGGUGACGAUGAACCAAGAUGGCACCGGCUUUGCGGUCGCCAACAAAGCCUUUCGGAAGGCCACCAAGAAUGACCUGGUCUACUUUGAGAACUCACCAGACUAUUGCCUGCAGGACCGGUCAGCAGGAUCUUUGGGCACAGCGGGCCGGGUCUGCAACAAGACCUCUCGUGGGACAGAUGGCUGCGAGGUCAUGUGCUGCGGGCGGGGCUACGACACCACCCGCAUCAUGCAGAUCACCAAGUGCGAGUGCAAGUUCAAGUGGUGCUGUGAGGUGGAGUGCAAGGACUGUGAGGAGGCUGUGGACGUUCACACCUGCAAGGCGCCCAAGCGUGCCGAGUGGCUGGAGCUGACCUGAGCCGGACCCGAGGCCCGCUCCCGCCCCCAGCCGUUCAACCUUCUUUUGCCCUCUUUUCCUGCACGGCCGCUGCAUGGCUUCUCGGCGGGAUGGACCCAGCCUCCAGGAGUCACCCAGGCCCACUCUGCUGCUUCCUUGCUGCUGGUGUGGCACUGAAGGGCCGGCCGGCCGACUGGAUCCCCUCUGCUGUUUGGUUUCAAACUCCUCUGUGGAUGAGGCUGCACUACUCGGAGGAGAGAACUACUGCCGUAAUGACCACUGACUCCAGGUUCCGGGUGUGACCCUGAAGACUGCUGAAGUCCGUGACGUGUCUUUCU
This is a messenger RNA of Synchiropus splendidus (mandarinfish), 1295 nucleotides long. RefSeq names its product protein Wnt-2b. The record is from RefSeq and is a predicted model, not a curated record. Gene Ontology annotation, molecular function: frizzled binding; cytokine activity. The transcript has 4 exons. Gene Ontology annotation, biological process: multicellular organism development; cell fate commitment; canonical Wnt signaling pathway. NCBI's taxonomy places the organism in Eukaryota, Metazoa, Chordata, Actinopteri, Syngnathiformes, Callionymidae. Gene Ontology annotation, cellular component: extracellular region. The coding region runs from base 79 to 978 and encodes 299 amino acids.